Messenger RNA from Trichoderma aggressivum f. europaeum, 888 nucleotides. RefSeq lists its product as uncharacterized. Gene Ontology annotation, molecular function: monoacylglycerol lipase activity. Gene Ontology annotation, cellular component: membrane. Lineage: Eukaryota; Fungi; Ascomycota; Sordariomycetes; Hypocreales; Hypocreaceae. The record is from RefSeq and is a predicted model, not a curated record. The transcript has 2 exons. The coding region runs from base 1 to 888 and encodes 295 amino acids.
AUGACAACCACAGAAGGCACAUUCAAGGCGGGCGAUGCAAGCCUCUACACCAAGACGUGGACGCCGACGACGGGCCCCGUUGUCGCCAAGCUCAUCUUCGUCCACGGCUUCAGCGAGCACAUCAACCGCUACAACGACUUCUUCCCCAGGCUCGCCGAGCAGGGCAUCCAGGUGUUCGCGUGGGACCAGCGCGGCUGGGGCCGCAGCGUGAAUCGGCCUGCGGACAAGGGUCUCACCGGCCCAACCGCGCUGGUCGUGGCCGACAUUGUCGCCUUCAUCCAGGAGAAGCUGCCGUCGGACGUGCCGGUGUUUGUCAUGGGCCACUCCAUGGGCGGCGGCGAGGUCCUCACGCUGGCGGGCGAUGCGAAGCACCGGCAGCUGGUGACUCAGAUCCGGGGCUGGAUCCUCGAGGCGCCCUUCAUCGGCUUCUCCAAGGGCGAGGAGCCCAGCGUGGUCAAAGUCGUGCUGGGGAGGUUGGUCGGGCGACUGCUGCCGCGCCAUCAGCUCAAGCAUGUGGUUCCGCCGGAGCACUUGAGCCGCGAUCCGGCGGUCGUCGAGUCCAUCAGGAACGACGAGCUGUGCCACAACACCGGCACGCUGGAGGGCCUGGCGUCGCUGCUGGAUCGCACGGCGUCGCUUUCAUCCGGAGGGGUGAAGCUGGGCGGUGAUGUGAAAUCCAUCUUGCUGACUCACGGCACGAACGACAUGACUUGCAGUUAUGAUGCGGCUGUCAAGUUCGUCAAUGAGCAGGCGGCUGUUGAGGACAGAGAGACUAAGUCGUACGAAGGCGCAUAUCACCAGCUUCACGCGGACCACUGCAAGGACGAGUACACAAAGGACGUGGUUGACUGGAUCCUGAAGCGAUCUAGAAUCGAACCGAAGCUGUAA